UUCCUGGGGACUGGGAGCGGGACAGGGACAUGGGAAGGGAGAGAAUGUGGGAAAAGAGGGAUGGGAACAGUGGGAAGGAAUGGGGACAAGACAGAGGUGGGACAAAGAUGAGAGCAGGGAAGAGGGGAAAGGGUUGAGGACAGAGAAAAAGGUGCAGGGGAAGGGAGAAGGGAAAGAGAAAGGGGUCAGUGGAAAGGGUCUGUGGACAGAGAUGAGAACAGGGAAGAUGGAUGGGAAUGAGAACCGGGAACAGGGAUAGGAACAGGGAGCAAGGACAAGGAAAGGAGAAAGGGACAAGAAGCAAGAACAGGGACAGGGAUGGAGACAAGACAAGGGACAGGGGACAGGAAUGGGGCAGGGGACAUGGAUGGGGACAGGGAUGGGGAUGAGGACUCCCGUUCUUCCCUGGCCCCGGGGACUGGCGGCAGGGAGACAAAGGCGGUGGGAGGCAGAGGCAUGUGCCCCCCCCUCCCGUCUCCCCCCGUCCCCCUGUGUCCCCAUUGUCCGUGGCCGGGGUGGGAGGAGGAACCAGGGGGAGGGACCAGGGACCCCACAGUGUCGUGAUGCCCGGGGCACCCCGCGCUACCGGCGGCUCGGGGGGCUCUGGGGGGGCUCCGGGCGCGGCCGGGCGAAGCGGCCCCCUCCCCCCCCGACCGCCUGCCUUCCUCCUCCUCCUCCUCCCCCUCUUCCCCACCUCCUUCUCUUCCUCCUCCUCCUCCUCCUCCUCGCCGCCCUGCCGCCUCCCCGCCCCUCGCACUCGCCUCCCCGCGCCUCUCCGUGCGCACCGCCGGGGCCGAGCGCCGGGGCCGGGGCGGGGGGGGCCGGGGCCGGUGCGGGGCCCGGGGCCGGUGGCGGUGCCGGUACCGGAGGUGUCCAGCGCUGCCCGGCCCCGCCAUGCCCCGCUCCUUCCUGGUGAAGAAGCUGAAAGCGGAGGCGUUCCCGGCCGCCGGGGCCCCUGCGCCCCCCUACGCCCCCCUGGAGCCCCCCUACACGCUGCCCGGCCCCGCCGCCGGCGAUGGGUACCUCCAGCACUGCCUGGCGCCAGCCGGCUACGACACUGACAAGAAGCAAGGCCUGCCACCACCGCCACCAGACCCGGCCUACGCACCCGGCCACGAGGAGUACAGCGAUCCCGAGAGCCCCCAGUCCAGCUUUUCCGCCCGCUACUUCAACGGGGAGGCGGCAGUGACAGACAGCUAUUCCAUGGAUGCCUUCUUCAUCACGGACGGGCGGUCGCGCCGGCGCAGCGAGAGCCAGCGCCGCGGCGGCCACCGCCACUCCUGCCCCGAGUGCGGCAAGACCUACGCCACCUCCUCCAACCUCAGCCGGCACAAGCAGACCCACCGCAGCCUGGACAGCAAGAUGGCCAGGAAAUGCCCCACCUGCGGCAAGGCGUACGUCUCCAUGCCCGCCCUGGCCAUGCACGUCCUCACCCACAACCUCAAGCACAAGUGCGACGUGUGCGGCAAAGCCUUCAGCCGGCCCUGGCUGCUGCAGGGCCACAUGCGCUCCCACACCGGGGAGAAGCCGUUCGGCUGCUCCCACUGCGGCAAAGCCUUCGCCGACCGCUCCAACCUGCGCGCCCACAUGCAGACCCACUCCGCCUUCAAGCACUACAAGUGCAAGCAGUGCGAGAAGACCUUCGCCCUCAAGUCGUACCUCAACAAGCACUACGAGUCCGCCUGCUUCAAGGGCUCCGAACACAGCUGUGCAAUAGGGAACUAGCCCCCCAAGCCCUGUGGCACAUCCCCAUUCCCAGCUUCAUCCUUCUACCCAAUCCCCAUCCCCAUCUCAGCCCAUGCCCAUCCCUAUUCCCCUAUAGUUCCCAUCCUGUCCCCAUCCCCAUCCCGUCCCGGUCCCAGUCCCUGUGCCAGCACUCCUGCAGCUGCAGCCAGCUGGUUUGUUGCUGUGCUCAGACUGGAGGACACAUCCCCACAGACUCACUCCCCAUCUGCUCCCUGGGAAGGGGGUCCCCCAUAGUGGGACCCAGCUCCUUUCCCCUGGGUCCCAGAGCCCCCCCGCAGCCAGGCAGGUCUCUCUGCGGGGGACUCACCUGGGGACCUCUUCCUGACCCAGGAGAGACUUUCCUCCCCUAGCUUGUGACUUUCACCUCUAUUUAUUUAAUUUAUUACUAUUAUUUAUUUAGAGCUGCUGCUUCUCUUCCCGGGGGAUCCCGGGGGAGAAAAGACACUUUUCUGCUCCCCACUAGGAGCAAACCCUCCCCUUGACCCUAAUCUUGAUGAGACCACGGGCUGGUGUUCCUGCCAGCUUGGCAGGACUGAUGGCCACUGAGGCUGACAGAGGGCAGGGCUGCCAGUCACCCUUGGAGCCUCGGGUCCCUGCAGCCCACCACACAGGGCACCCGGCUGCCCUCUGCCCUGUGGCACAGCGUUCACCCUGGCACUGCAGAUCCACAGCCCUGGAGUCAGGGGAAGAGCCAAGGGAGGAGCCAGGGGCUUCCAGCAGAGAUCCACAGGACACGACCUCCGUUGGCUCCCAGCUCCCGGCUUGGCCAGGCACAACUGGCCCCUGCCACGGGGAUGGGGAAUAGCCCCUCCAGGCAGGUGCAGCCCCCCUCACCAUGCCAAGGGCUGGGCUGGCAGCUGGGCUGGAGACCCAGCCCUGGGGCAGGUAGUACCCAAACCCCCAACCACCCCCUCCAUGUAUCCCCAGCCCCCUCUCCAGCCGGCUCCCGGCUCCCUCGCCAUCACCCCCCACCUGCACUCAGGAGGAGGGGGUCAGAGUAGCUGUAAAGUUUGGGUGAGUCUAUUUAAAUGUUCUUAUUUAUAUUAUUUAUAACUUAUGCUUUUCACUAUUUAUUUGUCAAGACUGGCCGGGCCAUGCCAGCGCUGGCUCGCAGGAGGUGGCAGAGCUGCAGCAGAACUGCCGUGCCCAGGACACAGCCACGGUGACACGGACGGGGACAGGACCCCGAGAGCGGACUGUGUGGCGGGCACGGAGGCAGGAGGGCACGAGCUGGCCCGGCAGCCCAGGCUGCAUGUCCUGCAAGCCUCCCACAAAGGCAAAGCCCUUCUCAUUUGUCUUCCUUGCUUCCACGGGCUCCUGCUUUGCUCCGUGCCCCGCGCCAGCCCGGUGGGGACGAACCAGCCACUCUAUGCAACCUCCCGGCGGAGCGGCCCCGCACCGGCCCCGCAGCAAGCGCCGCGCUCGGCAUUCCGGAGCGGGGCCCGACCCACGCCUCCGCUUCCUACCUCGGGCCGCGAGUUGCCACAGCCCCAUCACCCCGUGCCGGUCCCCAGCCCUCCGGGACUCAGCCCGGCGCCCCGCGGGGCCGCACUCGCGCACCCCCACACCGUCUUCCUGCGCCGUCUUCCUCCCCGCACCGUCUUCCUCCCGCUGCCUCGGUGCCUGUGUUGGUCACGGGUUGAGUGGGGGUGUCCCUGUCAUGGUCCUCGCUGCCGUGGCACGGUGACCACACAUCCGCACCCCACAGAGGGGAUGAGCAUCGCCCUGGCCCCGCGGGCACCCCACCGGGUUUCCCCCACGAUGCCGGCGCCGUUCCGCGGGGCGCGGUGUCCUGAGGCCGGCGGGCUCGGAGCGCUGCGCUGCUGCCCCUCUCUCCUGUAAAUAGCAGAUACUACAGCAAUAAUUUUCCGUGCAUGAUAGAUUUUUUCUGCCAGGUUUUGUACUCGCCAGCCCCAGUAUGACAAGUCUACUGAGAUCCGGCCACCCGCAGUAUUACUUGUAAUGCAAUUCAGGGAUAUAAAAGGGAUUUCUGCCACUAA
Molecule: messenger RNA, 3746 nt
Organism: Passer domesticus (house sparrow)
Lineage: Eukaryota; Metazoa; Chordata; Aves; Passeriformes; Passeridae
Gene: SCRT2
Product: scratch family transcriptional repressor 2
Exons: 2
Coding region: 895-1725 (276 amino acids)
Biological process (GO): regulation of DNA-templated transcription
Molecular function (GO): RNA polymerase II cis-regulatory region sequence-specific DNA binding; DNA-binding transcription factor activity, RNA polymerase II-specific
Source: RefSeq, a predicted model, not a curated record